Ipomoea triloba (trilobed morning glory) is the source of this 1910-nucleotide messenger RNA. Its product is annotated as receptor-like cytoplasmic kinase 176. The record is from RefSeq and is a predicted model, not a curated record. NCBI's taxonomy places the organism in Eukaryota, Viridiplantae, Streptophyta, Magnoliopsida, Solanales, Convolvulaceae. Bases 346 to 1620 code for a protein of 424 amino acids. The transcript is spliced from 6 exons. Gene Ontology annotation, molecular function: ATP binding; protein kinase activity. Gene Ontology annotation, biological process: protein phosphorylation.
UUUAAUGGUGAGUGGUGAGGCGUGUGAACAAGAAAAUGAGGGUGGCAGAAGAAGACCAGACUGAAUAAACGAGGGAGGACAAGUCAAAGAAGCGUUAGGGUUUUGGCCCUUGGUGAGGUUCUGGAAGAGGAGAGAGGUUCUCGUGAAAGACAAACCAAACAAAUGACAAAUAUUCAAAAUGUUCACAUCUUUGUGUUCUGAUCUGGUUUGGUUGUUGUGGGUCGGUUUAUUAGACAAUUAUCUUAGAAUCAUUCAAGAACCACUGCUAUUUUCCAAGGGUUUAAGAAGCCAAACAAAGCUCUUUUCUUGGAGGAAGGAGAAUCAGAAGAGAGAUUGGUCAAAUUCAUGGGUUCUUGUUUCAGUGUCAGAAUUAAGGCAGAGAGCCCUCUCCAUGCUGGAGCUAGAGAGUUGAGCAAAAAACUUUCAUUUGCCUCGGCACCAAUGACCCCUCGGCAUGAGAGUGAUAUUCUGGAGUCGUCGAAUCUUAAGAACUUUACUUUUAACGAACUCAAAAUAGCCACCAGAAACUUCCGGCCUGAUAGUGUGUUGGGUGAAGGAGGUUUCGGUUGUGUCUUCAAGGGAUGGAUUGACGAGAAUACGUUCAAGGCAGCCAGGCCCGGGACUGGAUUGAUAAUAGCUGCGAAGAGACUGAAUCAAGAAGGCCUUCAAGGUCACAAGGAAUGGCUGACAGAGAUUACUUACCUCGGGCAGCUAUCCCAUCCCAAUCUCGUAAAGUUGAUAGGUUACUGCUUAGAGGAUGACCACCGAAUUCUGGUGUAUGAGUUCAUGCCUCGGGGAAGUUUGGAAAAUCAUCUAUUCAGAAGGAGUUCUUACUUUCAACCGCUAUCUUGGAAUCUUAGAAUGAAGGUUGCUCUCGGUGCAGCCAAGGGACUUGCAUAUCUUCACGGCCCAGAGGCAAAAGUUAUAUAUCGUGAUUUCAAAUCGUCUAAUGUUUUGAUUGACUCUAACUACAACGCAAAACUUUCUGAUUUUGGAUUGGCCAAGGAUGGGCCUAUCGAUGGAGAAAGUCACGUCUCUACGAGAGUUAUGGGUACAUAUGGCUAUGCAGCUCCCGAGUAUAUGGCCACAGGUCACUUGACUGCCAGCAGCGAUGUGUAUAGUUUCGGGGUCGUGCUCCUAGAAAUGCUGACAGGCCGUCGAGUAGUGGACAAAAACCGACCCAACGGGGAACAAAACCUCAUCGACUGGGCUAAGCCUUACCUCGCCAGCAACCGCAAAAUCCUCCGAGUCAUGGAUCCUCGUAUCCAAGGGCAGUACUCGUUGAGUGGAGCGCUCCGAGUAGCACUCCUCGCAGUGAAAUGCAUAUCCCCCGAGCCCAAAUCAAGGCCCAACAUGAACGAGGUGGUAGCAGAGCUUGAAAAGCUUCAAGACUCAAAUGACAGCACAGCGAGUCUCAAACAAGAAGCGAUCAAGAAUCAUCAGAGAUGCCGCGCCAUUGAAGAAGCUUCAAGUAGAAACAAUGAAGACUCGAAUGGCAGCACGGAGAAUCUCAAACAGGAAGCGAUCGAGAACCCUCAGAGAUCCUGCGCCAUUGAAGAAGCUUCAAGAGGAAACAAUGCCGCUUGUGCAACUCCCUCUGCUUCUGCCAUUGUUGCAUGAACACUGAAGAAUCAGCUUAUCUUAUUAUACUGUAUACAUUAGCUUUCAGAGAAGAACAUACCCAGAGUUUAUCAUUUCAGGAUCUUGGACCUGUGUUAGACUAAUCUACCCUUAGUUUUGUACAGUUCUUUGCUGUAUUUUGUGCACACCAAAAAAAAGAAAAAAAAAAAAAGAAAAGAAAAAGAGUUCGAUGUUUUCUUCAAACAUUAACGUAAAAUAGUCCUUUGUUUCUUGGAUAAACACAUAUAUGUAUGCUUUCUAUAAUCGAACCAGGCUCAUGAAAAGGUAAA